This is a messenger RNA of Schizophyllum commune H4-8, 3127 nucleotides long. RefSeq lists its product as uncharacterized. The record is from RefSeq and is a predicted model, not a curated record. Lineage: Eukaryota; Fungi; Basidiomycota; Agaricomycetes; Agaricales; Schizophyllaceae. Gene Ontology annotation, molecular function: catalytic activity. Gene Ontology annotation, cellular component: cytosol; alpha,alpha-trehalose-phosphate synthase complex (UDP-forming). The transcript is spliced from 12 exons. The coding region runs from base 74 to 2908 and encodes 944 amino acids. Gene Ontology annotation, biological process: trehalose biosynthetic process.
GCCUAGUUUGCUUCUUCCUCCCGACCGCCAUCUCCCUCAUAAGCAAGUGCUGAGCAAGCGUCGCUCGCCAGCAAUGAGUCUCUUCCGCAACCACAGCGUCAUCAUCGCCUCCCUCUUCCUCCCCGAGACCGCCGUGCUCGGAGAGGACAUCCCAGAGACGCCAGAGAAGGCCCCGAUCACUGAAGAGGCCGCCGCGGCCCUCACGCCGCAGCCCCUGCGAGGCGGUCCCCUGAAGAGUAUCGUAGAGGAUCUGAAGGACAAGACGCGCCAUGGCACGCCGUCCCUCUCGCCGCGAGAAGAACCAGGGAACCCCUUCGCGGGCUUCAACCGCACUGCGACGACUAACACCCUGCGCGCAGUGUCGAAGGCCGUCGGGGAGCUGCCAGAGGCGCAGCGACCGCCGCUGUCGCGCGGCCCGACAGGCCCGGGCGCGCAAUCAGCGCACAUGAACGCGACACUGAGGCGCCAGCUGUCCGCCGCGACGUCCCCGACGCGCAUGCAGCGCCGCCACUCGCGGUCGCAAUCGCAGGCGCGCCGAUCAGGCGAGCAGAACGGCACCACGAACGUCGAGCCCUGGCACGUCGAGUCCAACCCGCACUGUAAUGGAGGACUCCGCAACGCGAUCGAGUCCGUCGGGACGCGCCUCAAGCGCAAGGUCUGGGUCGGCACGCUCGGUAUGCAGACAGACUCUUGCUCCCCGAAACUUCGUCGCGAUAUCGACCGGCGGAUGGCUAAGGACCACCAAAGCUUGCCCGUCUGGAUUCCGGACGACGAGUUUGAGAAGUGCUACGACGAGUUCUGCCACCAGGUCUUAUGGCCGUGCCUGCACUAUGUCAUCCCCGAUGCCCCAAAGACCACCCAAUUCUUCCAGUCGUCCGCCUUCAAGCAGUACGUCGCCGUAAACAAGCGCUUCGCCGACGUCAUCGCCGACAACUGGAAAGAGGGCGAUGUCAUCUUCGUGAACGACUACCACCUCAUGAUGCUACCCCUUCUGCUCCGACAGCACCCCAAGCUCCCGCACAACGUCCCCAUCGGCUUCUUCAUGCACGUCGCCUUCCCCUCCAGCGAGAUCUUCAAGGUGCUCCCCAUGCGCCACGAAUUGCUCAAGGGUGUCCUUGGCGCGGACCUCGUCGGCUUCCAAACCGCCAACUUCGCGCGUCAUUUCCGCCAGACCGUCUCCCGCAUCCUCUCCUACGAGGCACUGCCCAAAGGCAUUCAGGUCCCCGACGGCCCGGUGCCCGGCCCGCAGCCCAACGGCUCGACGAAGGGUCGCUUCGUCGACGUCGGCGUGUACCCGAUGGGCAUCGACGUGAACCAACUCGAGAAGCGGAAGAAGGACCCGGAGGUCGCGGAGUGGGUGAACGUGCUGCAGCAGCGGUACGCGGGGAUGAAGAUGAUUGUGGGGCGCGAUAAGUUGGAUGGGAUUCAGGGUGUCAGACAGAAGAUCCAGGCGUUCGACAUGUUCUUGGAGCGCAAUCCGGAGUGGCAGGGGAAGGUGGUCCUCAUUCAGGUUGCAUUGCAGACGACGGAAGCGAACGAGGUCGGCGGGGGCGUCAGCGAUCUGGUAGCGCAUGUGAACUCGAAAUUCUCGACGCUCACUUAUCAGCCUAUAGUCUUCCUCCACACCCAGGAUCUUACCUUCUCGCAGUACCUCGCCCUUUUGACAGUCGCUGAUGUCUUCCUCGUGACCAGUCUUCGCGAGGGCAUGGCCCUCCGUGCCCACGAGUUCGUCGAAUGUCAAGAGGGUCGCCAUCGCCCUCUCGUCCUCAGCGAGUUUACCGGCAGCUACAGCUACAGCGGCUUCCGCUCCUGCAUCGCCAUCAACCCCUGGGACGCCCGCGGCACCUCCUCCGCACUGGCCCAGGCGCUCACCAUGUCCGACGAUGAGGCCCUCUCCCGCUGGGAGGACCUGCACAACCACGUCAUCACGCAGACCGCGCAGGCCUUCGUUACCUCGUUCCUCUCGCGCUGCGUGCGUGCGCAUCUGGAGCACAUCCAGCCGGAUGUUGAGGACGUGACCGUGCUGGAUGCGCAUCGCGUAGUGCCGAGGUAUAAGCAUUCGUCGAAAAGGAUGCUGUUUAUUGAUUUGGAGGGAACGUUAUAUAAGAGGGAUGUGUCGAGGGAUGCGCUGUUGGACAAUCGGUUUGACCCUCCGGAGGCCGCGCUCGAAAUCUUGGAGAAGUUGGUCGCGGACAAGCGCAAUGAGGUCUGGCUCAUGAGCGGUCUGCCGCGGAGCGUGCUGCAGAGGAUUGCAGACAGGAUUCCGAGGUUGGGGAUUAUCGCUGAGAACGGGUGCUUCAUCAAGACGCUCGGCUCCGGCCCCAACAACACGGGCGAGUGGAUCAACAUGGUUGCUAACUUCAACUUGACGUGGAAGGCGUCGGCGCUGGAGAUCUUGAACUACUUCACCGAGCGCACGCCCGGCGCGGUCGUUGAGGAACGCGAGGCCUCGCUCGUCUGGCGCUUCUGGACCGACCCCUCGAAGCCGACCGACUCGCCCGACCGCCAGUGGGCGCGCUGGCAGGCGGCGGAGGCGCAGAACCAUAUCUUCGAUAGCCUUGGCGAGCGCUUUGGCCUGCGCAUCAUCCCGGGCGCGAACUCCUUCCUUGUCCUGCCGAACAACAUCUCGCGCUCGACCGCGGUCGGGGCGAUCAUGCACCCUGGCGGACCCGCGCACUCGCCCCUUGCGGGACGUGCCGCGUGGAUGAGGGAUGUGGAUGGUGCGCUGGAUCCGGGAGACCUCGAUUUUGCCCUCGUCAUCAGCGGCGACGAGAAGCUGCUGCGCCGUAUGAACGACUUCGAUCAGGCGGAGACGUGCUCGACGAGCGGGAAGGGCACGGAAGCGCGCUGGAAGCUCGACCCCGAGGAGGUGCUGAAUGUGCUUGGGGCGUUUGUGAAGGCAACAUAAGGGAAUCCGGGUCGGUGCUGCCGCAGAUAUGAGGGGUAGCUAUUGAGACGUGAUAGAGCGGAAAGUCGUUAAGACACGAAGUGGCGCCGGGGUGUCGCCGCGCUGUACAGUUUUUAGUAUCCUCCUAGAGUAGAAUUGCCUGUUGUAUUCAUUAGCACUGUAUUCGCUGUAUACAUGUAACUUGCUGUGCUUGCAACGUAGGGCUGGUGAGAUGAGGAG